This is a messenger RNA of Amoebophrya sp. A120, 2645 nucleotides long. The record is from the annotation of a GenBank genome assembly. NCBI's taxonomy places the organism in Eukaryota, Dinophyceae, Syndiniales, Amoebophryaceae.
CACAGAUAGUUGCACACAAGAAUCGGGUUUUUUUUCGCAGAGAUGUGAGUCCGCAAAAUUAUUGUAGGACAAUAAAAACUACUACCACCUCCAACAUGCCAACAGCAAGAACACUGUUCCCUUCGCGAUUUCGGCCGCGGCUGCGCAUGUGGCAACUUUCUCUGGUUCUCGCCGCGCUCGCAAAGCAGCAUGUCGUCGUGGCGCCGGAAGAAGGCACCGCAGCGGAUGACCAGCUGAACGCUGAAAAACAAGAGAGCUGCGAUGUUGCGGAUCCCACUGCCGUUCCGGAUCGCGUUCGCGGAGUAGAUCACCACCCGCAGGGGUAUUUGGAAACGGAGUUUACCGACCCGACCGACUUUGAUGUUAAUGCCGAGCCUACUUCUGCUACAACUUCAACUUCUUCAAACGUGGCGGGUGGACAAGAUAAUCAAGAAACAACAACGCUGCAGACAUCAGCGAUUCUGGAGCUGGACCAGCUCGAGGAGCUGAAGAGGAACGACAAGCAGGAUUUAUUUGAUGAAACUUCUGCGCCCGGUGUGGUCGUGAGAGGUGAGACGUUGACAAACUACAACCUCGCUGACGAUAUGAGCAGUGACGCUGGCAGUGUGCUCCACCUCGCAUCCACUUCUCGUAGAAGUUCUUCUACCGGGCGAGGGAAUGCUGGCAUGAUCUCGCAGGUCGCGGCGGACAGUACUAGCCAGUGGGACUCGUCGUAUAAGAACGAAAAUUGGAACCCGGGUACGCAGAAGCCGUUCAGGCCCGAUGUGAGGACCCGUGAAGACCGAGGUGUGCCAACCAAAGAAGAGCGGAAGGAGGCACACCCAUACUACCGCGAGAUCACCGACGAAGGGAAGCCGUCGAAGAUUCACAACGGCCACCUUUGUAUCUGCACGAGCCCGGACGCCGCCGGAAAAUUUGACGAGAGCGAACCGCUGCAGUAUUACGUGGCCUUCGCCUACCCGGACAUGCUCGACCAGGCGGUGGCGUGGUGGCGGAAGAACUACAAGAGUACCGCGGAGAAGUUGCCGACGUACGACGUGACUGAGUUCCGGGAUCACGACGCCAAGUGGGACGCUGUGCCUGGUAGCGCGACCGUCCGCAAUGCAGUGGGAGCGGACCCGAUGCGUGGCUACCGGAACUCCCUCCCGCUGGACGCAAACAAGUCGCUCCCAAAACUGGACGCCGAACGGUUCAAGCAACUGGCCGCGCGUGAACAACGCAAUCGGAAGCAAAUGUACAAGGAGUUCAAAGUGAGAGAGUUCCUGCGCCGGGUCCGGGGUGGGCGGGGAAAAACGGGCAACGAAGAACGCUACCGGCGCAUGCGGUCGCAGGAGUACAGUGUGGAGUGGGCGAGUUGGUUUGAACUUUGGUUGAUGUCCGAGAAGUACAUUGUCCCCGUCGUGCCCGAGGACCGGGAUGGGUUGAUUCACCAGGAGGAUCUGAAGCGACAGAAGACGCAAGAGCCGUUUCAAAAGGUGAAAAUUUACACCCGGAGGACCUGCUUCGGGGGGCAGCCCGUUGUCGAUGUGAAGAGCCGCCCGACGCGAGGGUCCAGAGAGGAAUUUACUUGCAACAAUUGGGAGCAGAGCUCCCAGUCCGCGCUGGGGUGGGUAAACUGGGCCCAGCUGUGCCCAAAGGCGAUGAAGUUCGGGCCCGACGACCGGUCCGGGGUCGAUCUUUACGAGCUUGUGCUGCGGAAGCAUCUGAUGGAUUUUAGCGACGAAGAGUGGGACGACAUAUCCUGUGCAAAAGUAUCGUACUCGUAUGGCAAUCAUGCAUUACAAAUCUUUUUUUUAAGGGAAAGCCGCAUUACAAAUUUCACUUCUCAUGCUGAGGAAACUUGUAAUGCAUUUAUACGAGUACGAUACUUUUGCAGUCCAUACGACAGCGCGCGGGACGACGUGCUGAGAAACCUGAUUGCCGACGGGACGGUGCGAGGGAUUUCCCGGAAUUUUCCGUUCAAGUUGAUGCUGCUCAAGUGCGUGAAGGAAGGAUUCGAAGACCACUUUGUAGUGGAAGUGACCGACCAGGAGGCUGAAGACGCGUACGAGGACACAUACGACGUCGAAAAAUGGAACACGAACCGGCUCGGCAUCUGGAACGGUCUGGAUCCCACGUGGCGCUGGAGAUGGAGAAGUGGGGGAGGUAAGCUCUACCGCUUUGCCCCGGCGCACGUGCGCCAGAAGUGCAAAAAGUCGUGCAGAGUCCUCGACCUGGAGUACAACAGCGACAGCGUGCAGCCCUACAUCGAGAAGCGGAAGGAGCGGUAGCCUGCAAAAAGGCGCAUCGUGGUGCUCGCCGGAGCUCUAGACUGAUUGUUGUAAGUAGAACAAGAUGUUGAUCUUAUUUAUGAGAAUGUUGUCUUCAUCAUCGGGCCAUUUUUGUCUGUACGCAAAAGUUGUGUCCCUAAAGGCGUGCGGGUUUCACAUUCUUGUUGACGGGCCCCAUCACGAUUGAUAACGCGUAGUACAUAAACGACAUCAACAAUGUGCGCAAAAGUGUGUGAGGAAUGCUAAUGCUACUACUGAAACUGAAAUGAGUACAACAGAUACAGAAACAAAUAGAAUUCGAGUAUCCGUGAAGUUUUGAAAGUGGCAGUGUCCGUCGUGCAACGCGGAAUAUAUCGGGGAGACGAUUGCGACGGA